AUGAGUCAUAAUGGCCAAUUAGAAAACAGCUACCCCCAGAGACCUAUAUCAGUGUUGGUCGGGGGUCCAGAGGAGCACAAGACGGAUGAAGUACCACGAUUUUGGAUGGUAGGCUGGCAAGUAGAUAGAGUUAUAUCGGCUCUCACACUAAAUGCUCGUGGUGAUGCUGUUGCUGAACAGGAUUACGGUUACGGUGGGGACAAAAUCGCACUAAAGAAUGUCGACGUGAAUGUCUUCCGUCCGCUCAUGCACUGUGUAUCGGUGUUCCAUGGGACAGGGUCCCCUAUGGAUCGCGUGGAACACAACUUGGUGCCAUUUGCUGAGCUUUGGCUGUUAGGCGAGGGGGUGUUACUCCCGGAAUUCCUGGACCUUGCAAUGAAACAACUUUUGGGUAUGGUUAUGAAGGCGGAUGUGUCAGAUAUGAAGCAGCUUGUCAAUCUGGUAUUUGAUCCUUCACUCGUGCGUAAUAAUAGACUUGAUAGGCUAGAGGACAUUCUCGUAGAAAAGUUUUCUUUGUACGUGCCAAUUAAGGAGCUAUUCAACUAUGCUUCAGAGCUCCCACAUAAACUCCUAGUCUCAGUGAUCAGCUACACUAGGGAUAUGGUAGGUGAAGACCCAGAGAAUGAUUUACCUCCAGCGCUUGAGUUGGAGCCUAAAGAUGGUGCAUCCGAAAAUCCAGACUUGCAUGUAGUCGUCGAUGUUGCAAAUCAUCAAGCUGAAGUUACACCUUGA
This is a messenger RNA of Venustampulla echinocandica, 732 nucleotides long. RefSeq lists its product as uncharacterized. Lineage: Eukaryota; Fungi; Ascomycota; Leotiomycetes; Helotiales; Pleuroascaceae. The record is from RefSeq and is a predicted model, not a curated record. The transcript has a single exon. Bases 1 to 732 code for a protein of 243 amino acids.